AAAUAUUAAUUAGAACAUUAAAGAAAAGAAAUACACUAUAAGUAUUGGUUGAAUUCCUACUUAAAAAGGAUACAAUCAUAUGAUCUUUCCUUGCCUUGUAACAAAUUUUGAUUAGGGGAAUCUUGGGCUUGUAAUAAACUCUACUAUGGGUACCGACCACAAAUAAUAGUAGAGAUGUCACUCGUGGCUUCUUGUCUGCCAUCACAACCAGAAUCUCUCUCUCUCUCUCUCUCUCUCUCUCUCUCUCUAUCUCUAUCUCUCUCUCCCCUGCUGACCCCAUAAGCCACAUGAACACCAUGCUAUUUACAAGCUUCUGUGGUGGCUGGACAGCAGCUCAGCGUCUGAGGGAAGGCUGUGAGACAUGUACUGAUUGGAAGAGCGAGCUUUGCUCUUCUUCUUUCCUUAUUUGCUCAAGACCUACUUGUUGAGGGGUGUAAUGAUCAUGGCCGGCAUGCUCCCCGGCGUGGAGUGCGCCCGGCGGCGGCGAUUCCAGAACGGUGGCUCCGUCGACUCCCUAACCAGCUGCUCAAGGAGAUCAGCCUUCCCCCUUUGCACAACCGGGCAUGACAUGCAUCCCAGCAGUAGUAUCUCCAUGAGAUCCAUCAUGAACAAGGAGAUCCAUGAAGAGGCACUUGGACAUACAGCUAGGGAAGCCAGGGAGAGGUUGGAUGCAAGACUGAGGAUCAAAAGGCACAACAGCUUGGGAUGCAUGAAGCUGGGCAAGAGCGAAGGGUGCAGCCAUGGACGGCUGCACAGGAUCCUUGGCAGCGUGCAGAGGCAGGUGUUCUCUUCCAAGAAGAGCACCAGGAAGUUUAGCUGGAGCAAGUUGAGGUGGAAGGCAUCAGAGCAAGCAGAUUGUGCAGUGUGCUUGGAGGAUUUCCAGGAAGGAGACAUGUUGGUUCACCUGCCAUGCGCUCACAGGUUCCACUGGAAUUGUGUGCUGCCAUGGCUGGAAAGCAGCUCCCAUUGCCCAUGCUGCAGAAUGACAAUCUUUCUUGGAUAGCUGAUCAAUUCUGCAAGUAGCAUUUAAAGAUGGAAAGAUCUUAAUCAGUGUUCUACAGUCAAUUAGUGGACCAAUUUACUAUUCUAUAACUUAGACCGAGCAUUGUAUUGGAGAUUAAGAUUGCUGCAAAAGUUAAGAGGAGUUUUUGCUACUCUUGUGCAAAUUUGAUGGAACAACUAAGCAAGUAAAAAAGAGAGGUUGAUAUAUCUAAAUUGAUUCUGAUGAAGGAUGAGGAAAGAAUGAUAACACAUGUAAAUCCAUUAAGACCUUUUGGAUUUGAGAAUAUUCACUAUUUCACUUUAUCUUGUAACUCAUACUGAGAGAAGUUUUAGGCACUGAGUUAUGUAGUGGGAGUAAAGAUUUGCUUGGCCACUAUGUUAGUCUGAUCAACUGUGAGAGCAAAAGCUAUCUCUUCCUUGGGAUUU
This is a messenger RNA of Musa acuminata subsp. malaccensis (wild Malaysian banana), 1428 nucleotides long. Its product is annotated as probable E3 ubiquitin-protein ligase RHY1A. NCBI's taxonomy places the organism in Eukaryota, Viridiplantae, Streptophyta, Magnoliopsida, Zingiberales, Musaceae. The record is from RefSeq and is a predicted model, not a curated record. Gene Ontology annotation, molecular function: ubiquitin protein ligase activity. Gene Ontology annotation, biological process: ubiquitin-dependent protein catabolic process.